Messenger RNA from Anguilla rostrata (American eel), 3807 nucleotides. RefSeq names its product bromodomain containing 8b (gene brd8b). The coding region runs from base 54 to 3509 and encodes 1151 amino acids. Gene Ontology annotation, cellular component: NuA4 histone acetyltransferase complex. NCBI's taxonomy places the organism in Eukaryota, Metazoa, Chordata, Actinopteri, Anguilliformes, Anguillidae. Gene Ontology annotation, molecular function: protein binding. The transcript is spliced from 24 exons. The record is from RefSeq and is a predicted model, not a curated record.
UGACAUGCCGGAAGCUCAAUAGUAAAAGGAGGGUGGAGCUUAGCCACAGCAAAAUGGCGACCGGAGUUGGGAAACACAAGGUGCUCUCUCUCGGGCCCACGGAGCCAUGGUCGGUCCGGGAGAAGCUGUGUUUGGCGUCUUCCGUCAUGAGAAGCGGAGACCAGAAUUGGGUAUCCGUCAGCCGAGCUAUAAAGCCAUUUUCGGAACCGGGACGACCCCCGGACUGGUUCUCUCAGAAGCACUGCGCCUCCCAAUAUUCAGAGCUCCUGGAGACUACAGAGGCCCCAAAGCGGAAGCGGGGGGAGAAGGGGGAGGUGGUGGAGACGGUGGAGGACGUGAUCGUACGCAGGCUGACGGCCGAGCGCAUCGAGGAACUGAAGAGGCUGCUCAGAGACACGCAGGAGAAGUACAGGAAGCUGAAGAAGGAGGCGGAGCUUAUCCAGGCUGGACAUCUGGACACAAAACUGGAGGAGCUGUGGGGAGAGAUUGUGCAAAAGAAGAAACAGGAAGAGGACGAGGCAGAACAGAAGAGGAAGGCCACUGAUGCUGCGUAUCAGGUUCGGCAGGCGGUGAAGAACACCCCGAAACGGGCGACCAGCGUGGCCGUGCGCUCCCCGCUGGGCGGCGCCUCGCCCGGUUUGGAGUCGCCCGUGCCGGAACCCGCCCACCCUCCCCCGCCCCCGCCCCCGGUCCCGCCCACGCCCACGGCCCUGCCCACGCCGGACGAACCCUGCGCCCGCCCACAACACUCUACAAAGGUGGCCCACACAAGCUUUGACGAUCCUCUCUCUUACUCCUUCCUUCUUUCUCCAUCCCUUUCUCCGCCCCUCCCCCCAGCCUCCCCAGCCCCCCCAGCCCCAGCCCCAGCCCCAGCCCCAGCCCCCCCCCCAGGCCCUGCCGUUUUCAUCCCCCUGGCCGAGCCGUCGGGGCCCGCCGUGGCGGAGGCCAGCCCUAGGCCUCUCCUGGAGGACUCCCCGCAGAAGAAGCUCCUGAGCCAGAAGGCCACGCCGCCGGCCUCCCCCCUGCUGUCGGAGCUGCUGAAGAAGGGCAGCCUGCUAGCCGCUAGCCCCCGCCUGGUGGGGGAUGGAGACAUACCUGCAGGCCUGUCUAAUGGAGCCUCCGCCAUCUCUGCCGGACAGGCCACCACAGGUGCUCCCACGCUGUCUCGUCUGCUGGAGGCCAGCCCCGCCCAGUUCCCCGCCCCUCUGGGCCCAAUGGCUGCCCCUGAGCUCCCCAAUGCCCACCCCCCUCCUGCACCUGUCCCUGCAUCGGACAGCACCACCUCGCUCAGCACAGGGGAAGACCCAGGCAUUAGUGCAGAGGCCGUGGUGAGCCCUUCUGCAGCGGAGGUGAAGGCUGCGGAGUUGGGUGAGGAGGACCUGGUGGCCGUGUCCUACAUUGGGGACGAGCUGGACCUGGAGACCGUGGGGGACAUCAUUGCCAUCAUAGAGGAGAAGGUGGACGACUGUCCCGAGGCUCUGGACGCCGCGGCGGUGGAGGCGGCCCUCUCCCUCUGCGAGGACGCCGCGGCCGGCCACGCCCUCUCCGGACCCUGGGAGUCCGCCGACGCCUCUGGCCCCGCCCCCGGCCCCUUAGACCCCGCCCCCAACGCCAUGGACCUGCCCGCAGACUCCCUGGAGCCCGCCUCCACCACGCACGCAGACCUGGAGAUGAAGGAGCCGGGAGAGGACGAGGAGGGCGGGAACGGGGGGACGGUGGAGGGCGUGGCUGGGGCAGGCUCCGCCCCCUCGCCUCCCGUGGCCUCUGACGACACUCAGAUCGAGGGAGGGGGUGUCCAGGCCCAGAACCAGGGCGUGGCCGACGGGGAGGAGGGAGGGCCUGACGAAGCCACGCCCACUCCGUCUGUGAAGUGUGAGAGUGAGGAGUGGACCCAGCCCGGCGUGGACCUUCCCUGUGCAGACUCUGAGGACAGCUCGGCCUCGGGGAAAGACUCCAGGGAGGUGAAGGAGGAGGACGGAGGGAGCGACGCGGACGAGGGGAGCGUGUCGGAGAUGAAGGAGAGCGGGGACGGGGACGGGGAGGGGGAUGGGGAGGGGGACGGGCCUUACCUGUCGGAGCUGGAGCCGCCGGCCAGCGAGAGCGAGGACGGCUUCAGCCUCCCCACCCCCUCCCUGCAGCGCUACGCCACCGCCGACUCCGCCCCCAGCAGCCCCGCCUCCUCGCAGUUCUCAAUGUGCAGUGAGGACCAGGAAGCCAUCCAGGCCCAGAAGAUCUGGAAAAAAGCCAUCAUGCUUGUGUGGCGAGCGGCAGCCAAUCACAGGUAUGCCAGCGUGUUCCUGCAGCCUGUGUCGGACGACAUCGCCCCUGGUUACCACAGCAUUGUGCACAGGCCCAUGGACCUGUCCGUCAUCAAGAAGAACAUCGAGGCGGGGCUGAUCCGCACCACGGCAGAGUUCCAGCGGGACAUCAUGCUGAUGUUCCAGAACGCGGUGAUGUACAACAGCUCGGACCACGACGUGUACCACAUGGCCCUGGAGAUGCAGCGCGACGUCCUGGAGCAGAUCCAGCAGUUCCUGGCCACCCAGCUCAUCAUGCAGACGUCCGAGUCCGGCAUCAGCGCCAAGAGCCUGCGGGGCAGAGAGUCCUCCCGCAAGGACUCCACCGACAAGGACAGUGUCCCCAUGGCCUCUCCUGCUUUCCUUCUCUCUCUCUUUGACUCUCUGUACGGGCAGGAGUUUGAUGAGGGGGCGUGGCUUGCAGAGUAUGAAGACGGCAGCACAGGCAGUGAUACGGACGUGGGGGCGGGGCCUGCGGGAAGCCCCGCCCACUCAGAGACAGACAGGGAGAGCCCGACGCACGCGGAGGGGGGGAGAUCCAGGGGAGGAGAGGAAGGUAUGGACACAACGGAGGGAGGAGAGAGCGGGAACGAGAGCCCCGCAACGGAGGAGGAGGAGCAGGAGGAGGAGGAGGAGGAGGAGGAGAGGGGGAGAGAGAGUGAGGGAGGGGUGGUGGAGGGGUGCGCGACCCCUGUCAGUCAAGAGGACGGGGUGACGCGGAGCGAGGAGGGACCUGACGCCCACGUGGGUGGGGAGUCAGAGGCGGCUGGAGCGGACCACUGCGCGUCUGAGCAGGGGAGUCCCUACAGCGAGGACAGAGCCCCCUGUGCCACAGAGAGUCCAGGAAGACGCUCCUCCUGCCAGGACUUUCGCAAGCUCCUGCGGGACAUGUGCAACGACAUCGCUGGGCACAAGUACGCCGAACUCUUCCUGAGACCCGUCAACGAGAAGUUCGCUCCGCACUACUACUCUGUCGUCAAGAGGCCUGUGGACCUGCAGACUCUGCGCAGGAGCGUGUCCCGGGGCGGCGUGGUCUCCCUGGAGACGCUCAACCACCAGCUGAUGCUCAUGUUCCAGAACGCGCUCAUGUUCAACAGCGCCGACAGCCAGGUGUACCAGGGGGCCCAAGCCAUGCAGAGGGAGGUGCUGCAGCACGUACAGAUGCUGAUAGAUGAGGUUCAGUCACGUGACCAGAGUGGCUCCUCCCCCUGAAGCCAGCCCAGGCUGAGCAGAGCAGAAGCCAUUUUCCCUUUUGCACACAUAACUGUCAUUUCUGCUGUCGUGGUGUUCGAUAACAUUGCAACCCAGGUAACACUGCAGAUAUGUAGAUAAAGAAAAUUGUUUUAUUUUUUUAUGCAGAUGCCAUGUUCAUUCCGGACACACAUUUGAUUCGAUGUACAAGUCAAAGUUUAAUUAUUAAUAUUUAAUGUUAUUUUGGUUAGUGGACCAUAGUCAAUUUGCCAGUGAGAUUUUAUUUGGGGAAAAAAAUAAACUUUUGAAAGUCUGUGAA